This is a messenger RNA of Etheostoma cragini (Arkansas darter), 12885 nucleotides long. RefSeq lists its product as uncharacterized. Gene Ontology annotation, cellular component: plasma membrane; presynaptic membrane; neuromuscular junction. The record is from RefSeq and is a predicted model, not a curated record. Bases 251 to 12856 code for a protein of 4201 amino acids. The transcript has 22 exons. Gene Ontology annotation, molecular function: calcium ion binding; diacylglycerol binding; calmodulin binding. Gene Ontology annotation, biological process: neuromuscular junction development; presynaptic dense core vesicle exocytosis; synaptic transmission, glutamatergic. Lineage: Eukaryota; Metazoa; Chordata; Actinopteri; Perciformes; Percidae.
CCCUCAGGUUGUUCGUCAGUCAGAAAACCUGUGAUGAGAGUUUUAAUAAUGGCGUGGCCGUGGCGGGGGGCAGCUGCUCUCGCCGCGAGUCCAGAACAAGAAAACCACCAGUAAACAUUCGGAGUUGGAGCUCUUCGGUAGUUUGAAAAGUAAUUUGACGGUUAAAAUGAUACCGGAGGGAGUAAAUCUCCGCUGACAGCCUGCUCUACAAACUGUAAAACUACUGGACUGUCGCUGGAAGCGCUUUGCCAUGUCGUUACUGUGUGUCAGAGUGAAAAAAGCCAAGCUCCAUGGACUUCCAGACAAGUUCAACACCUACGUGACGCUGAAGGUGCAGAAUGUCAAAAGCACAACUAUCACGGUGCGGGGGAGCCAGCCCUGCUGGGAACAGGAUUUCAUGUUUGAGAUCAACCGGCUGGACCUCGGCCUCAUUGUUGAGGUGUGGAACAAAGGCCUCAUCUGGGACACCAUGGUGGGGACGGCCUGGAUUCCUCUGAAGAGUAUCCAACAAUCAGAGGAGGAGGGCUCUGGUGACUGGAUCUCUCUGCAUGCAGAAGUUCUGAUGAAAGCGGAUGAGAUAUAUGGCACCAAGAACCCAACGCCUCAUCAAAUCCUGCUGGACACUCGCUUCGAGCUGCCUUUUGACAUCCCAGAUGAUGAGGCACAGUACUGGACAGGCAAGCUGGAACGCAUCAAUACCAUGCGAAUCCACGAUGAGUACCCUCUUCAGGAGGACGUUCAGAGUCGCCCACUGCCAUUUGCCGCCUCCCAGUGCUGCAACUAUUUCGGAUGGGCUGACCCACUGACUCUGGAUGACCAGGACAGUGCUGUCGACGACCGGGAUAGUGACUACCGCAGUGAGACGAGUAACAGUCUGCCUCCGCGUUACCACACAACUGCUCAGCCCAACUCCUCCCUGCACCAGUAUCCCAUGGGGCCUCGGCAGCAGCAGACGCACCACCCAGACUCCUGCACAGACUCUGUCCACAGUUUGGACCUGGACUACAGGGACCAGAGAGGAACCAGAUCAUUAAACCAGAAAGGAAGAGUCAAAAUUAUACCUGUAGAUUAUGGCAUGGGCGUUGAAGAUUGGGAAAACAAAUACAAAGGGCAGGGCAAGCCCCAGCUGAGUGCCUUCUUGGAUGAUGAGGAAGACAAUGUUAUCCUUCGAAUGGGAAUACCCUACCCUGAGCCAUCUCACUCCUCUAUAUGUCUACAUUCUCAACGCACUGGUUUUCAGCCUGCCACCUACCCUGAGGGCUAUGAAACUAUUGAUCGGCGGCGUAAGAAAAAGAUAAGGGACCCAGGAGGGUUGCUUAGUAUAAAGGCAGACAGAAUGAGAGAAGAGGCUUUUCCUUCUGACCUUGAACUGCUCCGUGAGAAGAGAGGGGAGCUGUUUAUGCGGCAGGUAGUUGAGAUGCAGCAUGAGGAGGAGCAUAUGACAUCGUGCCUCAGGCCAUACCAGAACAGGCUUCUCUACAAGACAAGGAUGUGGGCAAAAAAUGAGCUAGACAACACUUUGGAGAAUUACGUGGCAUACAAAAAAGAGCAAGAUGCUAGAAUGAGGGCACGGUUUGAUUUUGAUUUAGAGAGCUCUGACGAUCUGCACUUCUCUAUAGGAGCAGAUGAGGAUAUUGAUGAUAUCGCCUUUACACCAGAAGACUUUCACCCAGAGAAAGCAAGACAUUACAAAGACAGGUUUUCUGUAUCCUGUGAUACAGAAAAUUCUCAGGGUCCUCGAGAGAAGAAGUAUGGAAAAGCUAAACUUGGAGGAUGGGCUCCGGAGGCAAUGCUCUCUCCUGUAGAGGAACCAAUUGAUGAGUAUGUAGACCCCAUGGAUGAGCUCCAGUGUCUAGUUGAAACAGUUUCUGAAUACCUUGCUGAAAAAGAGGAGGAAAUUAGCAAGUAUGGUUCCCUUCCUAAAUCAAGCAAAUCUAGGCUAUCAUCUCUGGGUAGCUAUAGAACUGAUUCUUUUGGAGAAGACCAAAAUAGUUCAUCAAAGGAUCCUAGAGGAGAACCCCAAUCAAACACUCCUUCAGAUCAGGGCAUUUUAGGAGUAAAAAUUGCCAUGAGCUCAUUAUUUAGUUCUCUCACUGACAGAGUUGGAGGUGGCACCAAACAGCCUGUCUCAUCUCCCCAAGCACCAUCUACACAACCCUCCAACCAAGCUGGACUAUCAAAACUGCUGUCCUUUAUUCCUAAAUCAAAUAGCUCAGCUCCUGUAGCUGUUAUAUCCCCUGUAGAAAGUUAUCAUGAAAAAUCAUUCAGUUCUUCUUUGCCUUCUCAGCCACCACAAGUUGCCAAGACCCAAGGUCAUCAUCAAGAAACAAACACUCAAACAAGUACAAAGGAAGAUGCACUCAAGUUUGUAACGAACCCUCACGGUGCUCCAGGAAACUCAGUCUUGGGAAAAUUGAAUCCUUUAAAGCUUUUUUCAGCAGGGAAUAAUGGAAACUCAACUGAACAGGCACCACAGUCAACAUAUUCUCAAGGCCAUACACAGUGGCAUGGGAAAUAUGGUAAUCAAAGCAAAGAGUCAAUGACAGCAGAAGGAGAAGACAAAUCCGAAAAAUUAAGAAGUUCCUUGCAAGUGAAAAAUUGGAAACAAACACAAGAUGAAAAUUUACAUGGCGGAACAAAUCAAAUUAUUUACAAACAAGAAAAUGUGCCUAUUCCAGCAAGGUCGACCGGCCAAGCACAAUCGGCAACUGGAUUCUUUAGCCCUUUCAAGAGAUCAUUGAGUUCAUUGAUCACACCUGAUGUCCCCAUUCCACCCCAGAGAGCUCCACCUGUGGCCGUUUAUCCAGUUUUUAGGUCAACAGAGGAUCCCCAACUAAAGAGACCUGUGGAGGACCCAUUAUUGAGCAGUAAGCUAAAACUUCCUUUUGUUUCCUCUGAAAAUGUCUCCAGUCAGCAACAUCCCAAGGCAGAGGGAGGCAUGCUCUCUGGAUUCCUAAAGUUUGCAUCCAGUGAAGAUGUUGUCGCCUCCUUGAAGACAGACAAUCCUGUGCAAUCGCAUCAUCAUUCAACUUCAGCACCCUCCACUACUUUAACACAGAAUUCUACCGUGCCCCAGGACACUGAGAAAGGAUGGUUUUCCAGCAUUUUUAACCCUACCUCAGUUGCCUCUGUCUUGAACCAGAAUUUAACUAGUGAUCAGCAAUGUCAGAACAACAAAGUGCCAUGUGGCUCACAUGCAGGACACAUGUCAAAUCAGAAACCAAUAGCUACCCCUCAUGGAACGCAGCAUCAAGCUCCCAAUCAGCCUGAAUCACAACAUUUUUUGACAGGUCUUUUCAAAGGGAGCUCAGCUGAGGACAUGGGCCAUAAUCAACCCAAACAAGUAGGACUGCUAUCAGGACUUCUUAAAUUUGGCUCUACCAGUGACCUAUCUGGCAAUUUGCCACAGCAGGCUUCCCAUAACAAUCCACCACUCAGGAGCAGUAAUCCCCCACCGUUUCCUAAUGACAUUCCCCCACAACAAAGUUCUUCCAUACCACGGAUUGGAGGCCUUGUCUCGGGGCUAUUGAAGUUUUCAUCAACAGAAAAUAUAGCACAAAACCUACAGCCUUCUGAAGCUGCAAAACAGGGGAACAUCCUUGGAAAUCACUCAUGUCAGCAGCAGACUUCAGAUGAAACCCAGCAAACACAAUCGCAACAAAAGGGGCUGUUGUCUGGCUUGUUUAAAUUUGCAUCCUCUGAGAAUGUUUCAAGCAGCCAAACAUUGCAGCACCAACAAAGCAGUGUUCAACAUAAUCAAGAGGCUCUCAACCAACAGAAUAGUCAAAAUCCAAACCUAGGGCCUCAUCUCAAGAAUAGAGCAUCAAGUCAGCAAGUUGUACAACAGGAGAGAAGUAAACCAGGCUUUACUCAACAACAAACUGUUCCACUCCAGCAACCAAAGUCCCAACAAAGUGGUCCUUUAUCUGGUCUUUUUAAAUUUGCUUCGGCCGACAACAUAAAGGCACAAGAACAUACAUCAGCUCAACAGCAUGGAACUAUGCCAAGUAAAUAUAACCAUGAGCAACCAUGGGCAAGUAAUAUACCUGUGUCCAACCAAAACCAACCACAAAACAGCUCAACACAAAAAACAACUCAAGCAAGUCUGCUUUCUGGAAUAUUCAAAUCCUCCUCAGAAAAUAUGGCUCAACAGCAGCAGCCCAAAAGCAUUUAUGAGACACAACAACAAAUCAAAGUGCCAAGCAGCCAGACUGCUGAAACACAGGUGGAGACAGCAAGUCAAUCUGGAGUGCUCUCAGGGUUGUUUAACAAGUUAACUAAAUCAUCUGAAAACGUUACCUCAACCUGUCAGAUAUCAACAGGACAAUCACUACAUCAAAAAGCCAAUAAUUACACAGACACUAUGACAACCCCACUACAAAAACACACUAAUGUAACACAACAAUUCUCACAAGAACAUGCAGAGAAAGAGGAAAGAAAGAGGAAUCUGCGACCUGCCCAGCAAGGAUUUUUAUCUGGACUGUUUAGCAAAAAUGUAACUGAGGACCCUUGUACUCCUAAACAACUAGAAACAUCUGGUCAGAUUACAGCGCAGAAACCCUCAAAUAGGUUCACAGAGUUACAUUCAGGCACAUUAAAAUGUGCUUCCUCAGACUUAGGAAGGGACAGCUGUCAAAGAGUGGUCCAAUAUUCUUCCAGUCCAGGACAAAGCCGAUGCGCUUUAAUCAGCGCACCUGUCUCAAUGAAUACAGAGAGUUUAGACUUAAGAACAUCAGUCACUUUUGUAAGAUCUCUUCAGAAUCAAGCAACAUAUUCCUCAAUUAGCACAGGUAAUGUAUCUCAGUUAAAUUAUUCUGGCUCACUUCAGUCAGUGCCCGCAAUGUCUUAUAGUACAGGGAAUAUCCAUUCCCUUUUGCAAAGUCAUACACCUUUCUCAGCAAUCAACAUGCAGCCAUUCAUUGGUGGAAGCACUUCAUCCUUGUAUGGAGCAACAGAGCAAAACCUUUACCAUGGUCAGUUGUCCCCUUACGGAACUAGUCCCUCCUAUGAUGAAAACCAGUGGAUUCGUGAAAGUGCUCUCUGGCAGCAGUUUCAAAAUGAGUCACUGAAUUAUCAAUUCCAAGCAGAGGAUCAAGUGUAUAGACAGAGCUGGGAAGGUGUGUCAUUACAGGCAUCUGUUUUUCCUUGCAGCUCCUCAAAUACAUAUCAGCCAAUUAACUCUUCCACACCAUGGCAAGGUGUUGUUUGCCAGGAGAAAAUUCAACCAUAUCCGUUUGAGGGACAUAGGAAUGAUGAUUCGUAUCCAAAGAAAAAAUUAUGGAACAGCCAUGGAGACUUGGGAAACAUAACAUAUUCACAUAAUGAGGAGGGUGCAUUGAACUUAACCAAUAAACAGAGUAAUGCAAAGUUUGGGAAAUGGCACUCGUUUAAUGAUGGCAGCACUUACAGCUUGAAUGGUGUUUCAUAUCAUGAAGGUUAUUAUGAGGAGACUGCGCCAACAUUAUCUUAUGCGGCUAAUUGGCAACAUGGAAUGGAUAAAGCAGUCUUACAAACUUUCCAUACAGAUGGCAUGUUGCAUCAGAGUCAGUUUAAUUUUAACAGACCAAUAGAUUCAAGCUGUCCCCUGAUUCCUAAAACUGAGACGGAAGAAUCUCUGUACCUGGAAGACACUGAGUGGUAUCAGCAGUGGCUUGCCCUUUUGGAGCAAGGUAUGUGGUGGCCAGCAGAAUAUGGUGACUGUGGCUACUUUGUUUACACAGAUCAUGAGUACAUUUAUGCCUUGCUUACAGAUGCAGCAGGUGAAUAUGUGUAUGCUUGUGCCCCUGAAGACGAGUCUUGGGGAAAUGCACAGAAAUUAGAUGGUUUUCCCAGUGCUUGGCUAAACAGUGAAAUGGUUUCAGUGUGUGGCUUUAAAAUUCCACUUUACAAUGAGGACGAGCUUCUUUGGCUACCUGGUCAAGAUCACAAUGAUUCACAGCUUCUUAAUGCCCCUCUAGAUUUGUCUGCUGCCUAUAGAAAAGGAAAUCAGAUCAUGAAUUUAAAUCUUGAGCAGUUUUCACAAAUGUAUGAAAAUUCAUUUCUGUCACAAGGGCAACAAGGUGUAGAUUUCUCAUCUUACAGAUUGAAUAAAGUCAGAAUAGAUCCAAGACAGCACAGUUAUGUCAAUGAAGACCACUGCAAAGAUGUUCUUGACCUUUCCUGUCGUAACAAAGACACCACCGCCCCUUAUUGGACAAACCAGGAUAUGAAGACGUUUCUUGCCCAAAAGGUUGCUGUUUCCCUAAACGCUUCGGGCACAAAUUCCAAUCAGCAGUUAUUUUAUAAUUGUUACCAGCCUAGCCAACGGCGGCGUUCAUCCACUGGAGUAACAGUGAAGCAUGUAGAUGAUGUAUCAGAGAAUGAAUGGAGGGAGAGAGUUUCUCCAGGAAAUGAACUACCUAAUCGUCAAGUCAAAAAUAUUUCUUCCCUCAUCUCCUCUUUUGUAGGCAAAACCUCACAGGCAGAGUUAAACAAAACUAGCGUAUCCUCCUGUGAUAAAGCUCCUGAUAAAAAUUCAAAGAGAAUUCUUACAUCAGGUUUCCAAAGCCUUAAGUCAAAGAUUAUCAAAGAGGAAUCUACUGCUGAUGUGACUCAGCUAGAUUUAAUUGUUAAACAACAAAUUCAGGCAUCAGCUACUACACAGAAAAUAAUUUUGCCCACAGUACAAACAAGUGCUCCAGUGGCUCACCCUUCAAUUCAAUCACAUACAGCUUCACAGAAACCUAGGCUUUCACGUCAGGCUACCAUGGUACAACAAGCAAGCCCACAAACUCAGCCCAGUGUCCCAGCACCUUUAAGAUCAAAAGAAUAUGCUAUUACACCUGGACCACCCGGACAACUUACAGCUAGAAAGCCAGUGGAUAAACCAGUGGAGAAACCAUCUGAACAGCAGGCAGGCUUGAUGAACUUUUUGAAGUCUGCAGUGGGAAUAGAAGAAUCCAUGCCAGAUCCUCAGAAAGGUUCUCAGACAAAUACCCAUGAGCAGAGCAAACCUGGCAGCACUGCUUCUUUACCAGGCAAUGUUCCUACAAAUAAAGAGGCUACAGGAGUGUCAAAUCUCUUUGGCUCAGUUAGCAGCCUAUUUAGUUCUGAACCAUCUCCACCACAGAAACCGCAAUUGAAACCUAGCGUUACAGAGAGUUCACUGACAUCAGUAUCUAGACCUAAGGGUAUACAGAGACAAAAAACAAUGGACCAAAGUGGUACCUUACGGCCCGCACAGAGCCAAACUCCAAACAAAAGUACAUCCCAAGCAUUUUCUCCCAGUUCUUCCACCGUCCCUCCUACAAGCCGUUCAGAAACUGUGCCAGGUACAGAACAGACAAAACAUGAAGCAGGAACUAAACCAUCUGGUGGACUGUUUGGAUUUUCAAUUGGAGAAAUGAUGACAGGAUCAACAGCAGCUGCCCAAUCUAGACCCACAACUCAAUCAUCUGCAUCAGCUACAGCUCCACAAGGAGAAUCACUUGGUAAAAGUAUAUUGUCAAUAUUUGGUGGACCAAAUCCUCCGCAGGCUGCACCUAAAACUGGGCCUCUGCCACAGACACAUUCACCAAGUGCAGCUCCACAACCUUCUCAACAGGAAUCCCUUGGUAGAAGUUUAUUAUCAAUGUUUGGAGGAUCAAGUCCUCCUGAGCCUCCGCCUCCCCCUCAAACCAAGCCUGUUGCUGAGGUACCACAACAGAGAACUGUUCCUCCAAAAGACCCCCCAAAUACAGGAUUCUUUUCAAUGUUUGGUGGUCCCAGCCCCCAACAGCAACCCCAAACAGGAUCUCUUUUAGGGGGAAUUCUCCCUGGGUCAUCAAAUUCAACUGAAAGCCCAAUGAAGGGACUGUUGUCAAUGUUCAGUGAUCCCAGUCCCCCACAACCUCAUCCACCAACAUCGUUAUCUCAACAAAGAGUGGCCCAAUCACACACUCAACUACAAGUGAAACCUCAGACACAACCUAAACAACAAACACAGCCCGAAGCACAAGGGCAGCCAGCUACGGUUCUUAGGGGAAUAUUCGGUGACCUAUCUGCCUCUAAUGAAAGUCCAAGAAAAGCUUUGUUCUCCACGUUUAGUGGCCCGAGUACUCCUCAAACAUUAGGAGCUGGGGGAAGUGAACAUGUAUCUACUCCCCCAGUGACUGCAGCACCCAAAGAACCUGCAAAGAGUAUACUUUCUGUUUUUAAUGAUAUUGUGUCACCUCCAACACAAACUCCAGUAAUUGUUACUGAUAUUAGAGAGCCACCAAUAGUGCAAGGUUCUUCCCAAAUGUCAUCUCUUUCCAGGAGCCAUUUGCCAGUGACAGCGGCUACCAGUGAAAUACCAAGUGAAGUGCAUGUUAGCCCAUCAACUGAAACUACUGUAGAUACUAUACAGCUUGCAUCCAUAAAGUCAAAUUCAGAAUGUGGCACUGUUGAAAAGGAAAUGAGCACAGAAGGUGCUCCCCAAGAUCCUGCUCCCUCAAAAGAACCACCAGCUUCUGGCUUUCUGUCUAUGUUCAGUGGAUCGGGCCCAAAUGCUUCAUCCUCACAAGCAGGAUUAAUUUCUGACAGUCCAGCUAAAGGGUUGCUUUCAUUGUUUUCUGGCCCCAGCACUGAACAUAGUGCUAGCCAGAUAGGUCAUACACACACUGGGUCUGCCCCUGAAUCAUCUGGCCCAAAUGACCAAUCAGCCAAGGGUUUAUUGUCUCUUUUUGGAGGUUCUUCUUCUCAGUCAUCUUCUCAGCCUGGAAAUUCUCUUUUAGGGUCAAUGUUUGGAGGCUCUUCACCCCAAACAACAGCUUCUCAAACAGGGGGGUCAUUAUUAGGUGGUUUAUUUGGGGGAUCUACUCCUCAGGCUGCUCCUCAAGUUGGCCCAGCUAAGAUUGGAGUAUCUGCUCAACAGACAGCAGGCCCUCAGGCAGGAGCAUCCUUACUCGGAGGGUUAUUUAGUGGAUCUGCUUCCCAGGCCACUGGAUCUCAGACUGCAGGGUCUAUUUUGGGUGUUUUUUUUGGAGGAUCAACAGCUUCAUCAGCAGCAACUCAGACUAGUGGGUCCUUUAGUGGAUUGUUUGGUGGGGCUGGUACCCAGACUUCAGUGCCACCAAACAGUAGCUCUAUAUUGGGAGGUAUUUCUGAAGCAUCAGCUUCUCAAACAGCUCCGGCAGGGACUGAUACAUCUCUUCUGGGUUUUAUUUUACCUGGAGCUUCAGCUUCUAAUGAGACACCUGAUAAAGGUGUGCCUGGUAUGCUCAGAGGCUCUGUUCCACCUGCAACACCUACUACAACAGCUAUCCCAAAAUCCAAUGAUGCCAAGAAAACUUCAACUACUGACAUAACCCACAGUUAUUCAGAUGUUCUACCAAAAUCUAGUGAUGAAGCUAAAACUGCUCCAGCUCUUACUGGUCCUGAAAUGUCUUUACUUGAUCCUGCUUUCAAAAGCAAAGAGGAGCCAGGAACACUACAGCGGCCUGACAGUACAGUGCAAUGUCUUGAGACAAGUCUACCCAAAACUGAUGCCAAUGUCACAGACGUUGAUUGCCAAAAUGCUAACAAGCCAACAAGCCAAGCAAAUAAUCUUCAUUCUAAAGAAUUUGAUAUAUGUGCAGAAGCACAACAACCUGCAAGAAAAGACCUUGUAAGUGGCCAGCCAAUUCUAGAUACAAUACAAACUAAACUAGAAGAGGAAACACCAGCCUUACAGUCAGCCAGUACUAAAGUCCAAGGACAACAAAAGCCUCCAGAGCCAGAUAAAUCUCUUGGUGACUCAGCAGCAGAUGCAGUUACAGGCUUUAUGUCCUCCCUUUUCAAACCAACAGUUCCUCCCGCUGACGGUCCUCAGCAACAGCAGAGUGCUACUGGUCAGAGUGGAGCAUCACUAUUAGGGGGCAUUUUUGGAGGCUCCAACACUGAGUCAGCAGCCCCCCAGAUUGGGGAAUCUUUAUUAGGAGGUUUAUUUAAGGGCUCUGCUCCUCAGUCUGGUCCUCAAACCACAGCCCCCACCACUGGAGGGUCAUUGUUAGGUGGUAUGUUUGGAGGAGGAUUAGCUGCCAAGUCUGUAGGUCCCCAGACUGGUGGAUCGAUACUUGGUGGGAUGUUUGGAGGAUCUGCAUGUACAGCACAGCCUGGUGGUUCUUUACUUGGAGGAAUGUUUGGAGGAGUCACUGCUCAUACUGCAGGAUCACAGACUGGAGCAUCAAUACUUGGGGGUAUAGGCGGAUCUUUUUUUGGGGGUAUGGGACAACCACCUAAGCCAUCUGAAACAAUGCCAGCUGGGCCCAAGCCAAUGCAUGGCACUACUCCACAGUCACAGAUUAAGAAUGGAAGUGUGUCACCAAAAGUGUCUCCAUCUGGCACUUGGACUAGCUCAGAUAAAACAAUAGAGUCAACCUUACAUAACAUGCAAGUUGAAUCUGGUAGCCUAACAAAUAGUAGUGCAAUGACAUUUGACACAGUUUGUAUAGACACCUCUGCUCUCUCAAGUACUUCAAUGAACAUUGCAUGUGAUCCCAUCCAUCAGUUAGAAAACACUGAAAAAAAUAAACCAGCUUUUGAUGGAGAGAUUAUACAUCAGAAUUCCAUGGUCAUUAUAGGAGACCCUGAAAUUAAAGGAAGUGACAAAUCAGUCCCACCUCAAACCCAAGAAGUAGAGAAUCAAAUAGCUCAUGCAUUUAAUCAGUUGCCCAACGAAGAGCCACCUCAAGCGAAGUCUAUGUUUGGUUUUAUAUCAACACAAAGUGAUGCAGGGAAAUCUCUCGGAUCCCUUUUUUCAUCAACUACAUCAUCAGAUGCUCCAACAAUGCCUCAAACAGAAAGAGUGAGUGGUCUGUUCACAGGAAUAAAAGCCUUUUCUGGAGGCUUAUUUCAAGAGGAAAAAGCUGUUGCCGGAAAACGAGACUCACCCUCCCCUUCAUUAUUUGGAACAAAAAUAGGUUUUCCUUGGCAGGCAGAGCCACCCAAGCCACAAGAUGUCCCAGUUGUAACAUCUCAACCCAAAACUAACAAGCUGACAAGUGGUCAAACACAUGCUGUACAAAAGUUUGCAACAUCUGAUGCCCAAAAAACUGAAUCGGUAGGUUCCACAGAUGAAAUAACAAACCCCCAGAUAUGCAUAUCCAGUCCUGAAGUAGAUCCUCCAGCCUCCCUGUCCCCAAAGGAGAAGGAAGGGCUUGUAGAAACAUACCCCUCUGCAGGUCCUACCUCUGGAGUGCAGCUGGACAACCAGUGCAAGAAGGAUCUAUUGAAUACCAAAAGUCCAGUGGAAAGUAGUCGCUUUGGGUCAUCAGGCAACCUGAGCCAGACCAGCUCCCAGCUUAGUGAGACUGGCCAGGAGAGUACUGGAGGUUCAGAACUAGAGGAGUCUUUCCACUCCUACCACAGUACCAGCAUUCACCCCUACACCAAUGGGCAACUACGCACCACUGAACAUCCUCCUACCAAUGGACACUCUUCUGUCGGUGAGCAGGAGAAACAUAGGCUGUCCCCUAAAGUAGAAGAAGGCCUGAAAAAUGACACUCCAGCAGAGCGAGGGUCCACCAAACUCUUAAGGUUCCGUGAGGAUGGGCCACCAUUACCCUUCUCCCCAUCCAGAGUUCGUUGGUUAAAGGCCAUCAAUAAAGUUAGGGUUCAGCUCCGGGAGGUUCGAGAUGAAGAUCCCAACGUUAGACAAGCCUGGGUCCAACCAGACGGCGGAUCUGGUCUGUAUGGAAUUGACAGCAUGCCAGACCUGCGUAAAAAGAAACCUAUCCCCUUGGUCAGCGAUGUGGCUAUGUCUCUUGUCCAAGCCAGGAAGGCGGGGAUUGCAUCUGCCAUGGCUGCACGGUCCUCAGUCAAAGAUGAGGAGCUGAAAAUCCAUGUGUACAAAAAGACACUGCAGGCUCUCAUCUACCCCAUAUCCUGCACCACGCCACAUAACUUUGAGGUGUGGACUGCCACUACACCCACAUACUGCUAUGAGUGUGAGGGGCUGCUGUGGGGAAUAGCCCGCCAAGGCAUGCGAUGCUCUGAGUGUGGGGUCAAGUGCCAUGAGAAGUGCCAAGAGCUGCUGAAUGCUGACUGUCUACAGCGUGCUGCAGAGAAGAGUUCUAAGCAUGGAGCUGAAGACCGGACCCAGAACAUUAUCAUGGCCAUGAAGGACAGAAUGAAGAUCAGGGAAAGGAACAAACCAGAAAUCUUUGAACUCAUCAGGGAAGUGUUUGUCAUCAGCAAAGCCAUCCACGCGCAGCAGAUGAAGACCAUCAAGCAGAGUGUACUCGACGGCACCUCAAAGUGGUCGGCCAAGAUCACCAUCACAGUUGUUUGUGCCCAAGGGCUUCAGGCAAAGGACAAGACAGGCUCCAGUGAUCCAUAUGUCACUGUUCAGGUGGGCAAGACCAAGAAGAGAACCAAGACCAUUUAUGGCAACCUCAAUCCUGUCUGGGAGGAGAAGUUCCACUUCGAGUGCCACAAUUCCUCAGACCGAAUUAAAGUGCGCGUGUGGGACGAGGAUGAUGACAUCAAGUCGAGGGUUAAGCAGCGUCUGAAGAGGGAGUCUGAUGAUUUCCUCGGCCAGAGUAUAAUCGAAGUUCGAACGCUGAGCGGCGAAAUGGACGUCUGGUACAACCUGGAGAAGAGGACGGACAAGUCCGCUGUGUCAGGUGCCAUUCGCCUCCAAAUCAGUGUGGAGAUCAAAGGAGAGGAGAAAGUGGCUCCGUAUCACGUCCAGUACACCUCUUUGCAUGAGAAUCUGUUCCACUACUCGACGGAUGUGCUUGGCCAAGGUGCGGUGAAAAUCCCAGAAGCUCGUGGAGACGAUGCCUGGAAAGUCUACUUUGACGAUGUGGCCCAGGAAAUAGUGGACGAGUUUGCCAUGCGCUAUGGGAUUGAGUCAAUCUACCAAGCCAUGACGUGAGUCUGGGCUAUGACAGACGACAUAUACAU